AUGUAUUGUCAUCACAGAAGUAAAAUGCAUUCACUUUUAUCAGAAAAUGAUAUAGAUGAUCAUAUAUCUCAGUCAGCUUCAGAAAUAGAUAAAGAUAUUGAGGAAAUGUUAAGACGAAGAUCAAAUUGGCGAUUAGUUCAAAUAGAAAAAUUAUAUAUUGAAGCUUAUACAUUACAACGAGCUACUAGUGGAUCAUAUAUCUCGACUCCAAAAAAGCUUGCCAAUACUAAAUGCACUAUUAAUCCAGAUAACUCUCAAACAGGUGAUGAUAUGUGUUUAAAAUAUGCUUUAGGUGCAUACUUUGCAAGCAAUAGAGGUGAAAAUAAAAAUUUACAACGUCUUUCUGUUCUUCAACCAUAUCUGGAUAUAGUCAAUUUAGAUGGAAUUCCUAUGCCUACUCCAAUUUGCUCACGUAUUUUUAAUAAAAUUGAGGAGAUGAACCCAGAUAUCUCUAUUAAUAUCUGGGAAUGGAAAGAAGAAAAAGCUACUUUCAAACCAGUAAUAGCUAGCAAGAACUAUAAUAGACAACAUAUUAUUGACCUUAUGGCUCUUACAGAUAUUACUAAAUCUAAAGAUGAUAAGUAUAGACAAAGAAACCACUUUCUUUGGAUUAAAAAUUUAGAUGGGCUAGUUUUCAAAGAUACUGCUCAUCAUG
This is a messenger RNA of Cetraspora pellucida, 655 nucleotides long. NCBI's taxonomy places the organism in Eukaryota, Fungi, Glomeromycota, Glomeromycetes, Diversisporales, Gigasporaceae. The record is from the annotation of a GenBank genome assembly.